Rhizopus microsporus ATCC 52813 is the source of this 1433-nucleotide messenger RNA. RefSeq names its product glycoside hydrolase. Bases 57 to 1391 code for a protein of 444 amino acids. Lineage: Eukaryota; Fungi; Mucoromycota; Mucoromycetes; Mucorales; Rhizopodaceae. Gene Ontology annotation, molecular function: chitinase activity; chitin binding. The transcript is spliced from 10 exons. Gene Ontology annotation, biological process: chitin catabolic process; carbohydrate metabolic process. Gene Ontology annotation, cellular component: extracellular region. The record is from RefSeq and is a predicted model, not a curated record.
AAAGGAACGAGAUCGAUUGUUUUUUUGCCCUUCAUUCCUUUUUCCUUGAGCAAAAUAUGAAGAGUUUUCAAUUUGCUAUUGUCACCGUUACAACUUCUCUUGUGUUAUUAAAAAGGGCUGCUUGCGAAUUUGAUCCUAAAUCUCAUAAUAAUGUUAUCCAUUAUUGGGGUCAAAAUUCAGCUAGUAUGGCCGGUAAUGAUCCAGACCAUACAUUAUGGCAAAAGCCUUUAGCAGAGUAUUGCGAUAGAGAAGAAUUAGAUAUGAUGGUUAUCUCCUUUUUACAUAAAUUUGGCGAGGGAAGAUUGACAUCUUUUGAUAUUGCCAAUAGUGGUAAAGAUUGUGCAGGUUUCUUUCCAGGAACGGAAUUACUAAAUUGUCCUCAAAUGGAGAGCGAUAUAAAGUAUUGUCAAGGGAAAGGCAAAAAGAUACUUCUUUCCUUAGGUGGCGCAACUCCUGAAUAUGGCCUAGACUCAAUUGAAAGCGGUCAGAGUUUUGCUGACGAGCUUUGGAAUACGUUUGGUGCAGGCCAACAUGAACACAGACCUUUUGGUAAUGCAGUUGUAGAUGGGUUCGAUCUUGACAUAGAAAAUGGUGCCAAGGCAGGCUAUCCUGCAUUCAUCAAUCGAAUGCGUGAACAUUACAGUAAAGACACAUCAAAGCAGUAUUUCAUCGCUGGUGCGCCUCAAUGUCCCUAUCCAGAUUAUUAUCUAGGCGAGGCCUUGGACAACGCAUGGUUCGAUUUUGUCAUGAUUCAAUUUUACAAUAAUUAUUGUAAUGUCAUCAAUGGUCCUCAAUUCAACUACAACACUUGGGACGAAUGGGCAAGGACAAAGUCGAUAAACAAAGAUAUUCGUCUCUUUGUUGGUAUCCCCGGAAGCCCUUCAGCAGCAGGAAGAGGCUACGUACCAUAUGAACAGCUUGUGAGCACGAUCAAACCUUUGCAGCAGUUGAUGACAUUUGGUGGAAUUAUGGUGUGGGACGUAUCUCAAGCCUAUGGUAACACGAUAGAUGUUUUGCCCAGUUAUGCACAUGGCAUAGCACAACUAAUUCAUAGUAGCAAUAAUACAUUAGAAACAGUAUUGGCACCUGAGAGCACUACCAUAGCAACAUUGAACACCGUGUCACAGUCGCCUGCUACCACUGCCGUCGUGAUGACUACUACUGUAUCACCAGCAGAAACUAUCUCACCAGAAACGAAUACGGUCGAUACGGUGACAAGUAGACCUAAUGAGAUUCGACAUGGAAAACCAUGCUUAGAAAAUGGAAUUCUUAAAUGUAGUGGGGAAUCAAGCUAUGGCCAAUGUACUAAUGGUUACUGGGUCGUGCGUAACUGUCCGGUAGUCACGGUUUGUAAAGAGAACAAUAACUCGAUUUUCUGUGGAUUUCCUUAAAUAUAAAAUUCGAGCAAAAAAGGGAAAGAGCAGGUUUUAAUU